CAUCAGCAUGGUGUACGUGCUGAUUGGAGCCACCCAGUUGUCUCAGCCGGGCCCUGGGGCCGUAGUGCGCAAUGUCAAGAAGGUGGUGAUACACCCGUACUACAUUUCUGCUGCCAACUACAGCUACGACAUCGCCAUCUUACAAUUGGACCAGCCUGUUCUCUGCAGCCAAUACAUCCAGCUGGCCUGUGUGGCUGACCCUGCCCUAAGGGUCUCAGAGCUCUACAACUGCUGGAUUGUUGCUGGCUGGGGUUACACCACUGAAAAAUCUCAGCAGUCAGCUGAUCGCCUCCAGGAGGCCAAGGUCCAGCUCAUCGAUGUCCAGCUCUGCAACAGCACUGGCUGGCACACAGGGAUUGUGCAACCCCACAACUUGUGUGCUGGUUACCCAGAGGGAAACAUCGACACCUGCCGGGGUGACAGUGGUGGUCCUCUCAUGUGCCAGGACAACAACGCUGAGUACUGGUGGGUCGUUGGAAUAAGCAGCUGGGGAAGAGGCUGCGGCAGACCAAAGUGGCCUGGAGUCUUCGUCUCCACUCAGUACUUCUAUGACUGGAUCGUGUACAACAUGCAUGCACAUGCUAUUGAAAGUGCUUCUUGAGCAGCAGGACAGGCAGGAUCCAGAGCAGGCUGCAGAGUACCUCAACCAUUUCCUGCUGGGGCAAUGCCUGCUGAUCCAAAGGCAGCCUCAGGGUCAAAAACCUGCUCUGUCCUACCCACACUCCUCUCAUCUGCGCACACAGACACUGGAGUUGAUUUAGUUGUUGAAAUAAAGUUCCCUUUGUUCACAACAAAC
Messenger RNA from Cyanistes caeruleus (blue tit), 796 nucleotides. NCBI's taxonomy places the organism in Eukaryota, Metazoa, Chordata, Aves, Passeriformes, Paridae. The record is from RefSeq and is a predicted model, not a curated record.